CCUCGAUGGAGAGUUCUGGUGGUGACAAGCAGAACGAAUCGGACGAGUGCGAUGUGACCGCCAAUAAUCGGCAUCAGAACAAGAUGACGGGCCAGGAGGACAGCAACGUAUUGAAGAUAAGCAAAGAUUUAGGCGACCAGGAGGCAUUGAAGAAUCUGAAGAACUUAGAGAAUAUUAGUCAAAACGACGAGGCUUCGACUAAAUUAUCCAAGGCUGUGUCCCAAGAGAACGAAGAUGACGAGGACGAGUGUAAAGGCUCCGACGAGGACGAGCUCAAAGAGGAAAAAACCGACGGGAAAAAGGACGAGGAAUCGUCGAGCAGUACAACGUCUACGAGCACCUCUGAUGACGAGUCUGAAACCAGUUCAGACGAUAAGACGGAGGCUUCGAAAACCGAACAGACUAAGACGGUCACGUCUGAGACCAAGAAGGAGGAUCAGGCGUCGAAGAACGACGAUACCACCGACGACAGUGAUAUCGAGGAUGACUUGAUUUCGGCGAUCAAUUACAACACCAUCACCUCUCUGGCCGCCCUCAAGGAUAUGCUGCAGUCCUCCGGAGAGGAUUCAGACGGUGUGGAUAGUUUCUUUCAUCAUUACUUUUUGUCCCACGUGAACAGGUUACCGUCGAGGAAUCAGACUCAUAGUCCUUAUCCGUGGGGUAGAAGAUUGUCGGAGUGCAGGGAAGAGGAUGAAUACGAGAACGAAGAUGCGAAAAACGUGGAAAUACCGAUCGCCAAGGUCAUUAGCGAGAGCAAGAAGGAUGUCGCGAAGAUCGAAGAACCAGAGGAGAAGAACGAGAGCGUCUCCUCGAAAGCCUCUAGUCCGUGUAUAUCCGAGAAAUCUAGCUCGGAGAAGAUCGACCAAAAGUCGAAUCCAGAGCCUAGCGUCUCUGAGCCGAAGCCUCAGACCACGGCUCCCACGGUGACUACAACGACCGUUUCGACGACCACGUCGGUCGCCACGUCCACGACCACUACUACCACCACCACUACCACGUCGUCCAGGUUCACCACGUCCACUGUCACGUCGCCGACGUCCACCACCAAGCCUCCGCUGAGGAGAAGGCACACCACUGGGCCCGGUAUGACCUUCCCGGCUACCGAUCCGCCGACCUAUUCGACCAGCAUGACCUUCUCGAGAACCAGCCCUCUUCCUAGUCCGCAUCUCGAUAAAAGGUUCUUCGACAGCAGUUUGAUAGAAAUGAAGAGCCAGGCGAGUAGUUCUAGCACUCUUGAUUAUGACUCCACCGAGGAGGUCUGGGUACGCAGGGUAGAUUUCGUGCAGGAAAGGAAGAGAAAGGUAAGUGGAAUUGCUUCUCCUCGCUUAUUACGUGUCCUUGGAAUUUCAGUCGCUUCUUUUCUAGAGACCAACUUUGAUUGGAGAAGUAAUGCUACGUGUGCUGGUCGUGUGUGCAUUAGGUUGCUGAGAUACUAG
Molecule: messenger RNA, 1436 nt
Organism: Eufriesea mexicana
Lineage: Eukaryota; Metazoa; Arthropoda; Insecta; Hymenoptera; Apidae
Product: myb-like protein X
Exons: 2
Coding region: 6-1436 (476 amino acids)
Source: RefSeq, a predicted model, not a curated record